Centropristis striata (black sea bass) is the source of this 2054-nucleotide messenger RNA. RefSeq names its product solute carrier family 22 member 2-like. Gene Ontology annotation, biological process: transmembrane transport. The transcript is spliced from 11 exons. The coding region runs from base 131 to 1810 and encodes 559 amino acids. The record is from RefSeq and is a predicted model, not a curated record. Gene Ontology annotation, cellular component: membrane. Lineage: Eukaryota; Metazoa; Chordata; Actinopteri; Perciformes; Serranidae.
UGUUUAAAAGCCCCGAGGAUGGAGCUGUCAGAGGAGAGCUCAGCACACACUGACAACUUGAGACACUCAGAGAAAUCACUCAGAGCUGUUGUAAGUUUUCAGACAGAGAGGGAAACACUCCUUUGCAGCCAUGACUUCUUUUGACGACAUCUUGGAGGAAGCGGGGAAGUUCGGCCGCUGCCAGAAGCGAAUCUUCCUGCUGCUGUGCAUGGUGUCCAUGCCCUGGGCCGGCGUCUACGUGGGCAUCGUCUUCCAGGGCUUCACGCCCAACCACUGGUGCCGGGACGCGGAGGUGUCGGAGAGGAGGGAGACGUGCGGCUGGAGCCUGGAGGAGAGCCGCAGCCUGACGCUGCCGCUGGUCAACGGCUCCUCCGGAGAGCUGCAGCACAGCAGCUGUGAGCAGUACGAGGUGGACUGGAACAACACGGCUCUCAGCUGUGACUCGCAGGAACUGGACCUCAGCAGAACCCCCAGAACCUCCUGCAAGAACGGCUGGGAGUACGACUACGAGGGGAGACAGUCCUUUGUGACUGAGUUUGACCUGGUGUGUUCGGAUGCCUGGCUGGUGGACAUGUACCAGGCCACUCUCAACGUGGGCUUCCUGGUGGGGAGCAUCGCCAUCGGUUACCUGGCCGACAGGUUUGGCAGGAAACUGAGCUUCCUGAUGUCCAACCUGCUGAACGGGAUCGCUGGGAUCCUGGUGGCCAUUGCUCCCAACUACGUGUCUCUGCUGGUCUUCAGGACGCUCUACGGCUUCGGAGUGAAAGGAGGCUGGGUGGCCGGAUACGUGCUGAUCACAGAGCUCGUUGGUGUGGAGUACAGACGCACCGUGGGAGUCCUCUACCAGAUGUUCUUCAGCGUCGGCAUCCUCAUCCUCCCGCUGCUCGCCUAUUACAUCACCGACUGGCGCUGGCUGCAGGUCGUCAUCACCGUGCCCUACAUCAUCUUCCUCUCCUACUACUGGUUUAUCCCAGAAUCUCCCAGAUGGCUUCUCUCACAGAACAGGAAGGACAGAGCUGUGGAGAUCACUGAGGCCAUGGCCAAAGAGAACAAGAAGACCCUCUCCAAGAACAUCGAGACUCUGGCGGACGAUAACGCCGACACCAGAACCGCCUCCUUCAUGGACCUGAUCAGAACCCCAAAGAUGAGAAAACACACUUUAAUCCUCAGCUUCAACUGGUUCACCAGCGCCGUGGUGUACCAGGGUCUCAUUAUGCGUCUGGGCAUCUUGGAGGGAAACGUCUACAUCGACUUCCUCAUCUCCGGCCUGUUGGAGUUCCCCGCCGCCUUCCUCAUCCUCUUCACUAUCGAACGCAUCGGCAGGCGGCUUCCCUUCGCCACCGCCAACAUCGUAGCCGGAGCUGCCUGCUUCAUCACCGCCUUCAUCCCUGACAGUAUGAUCUGGUUUAAGACGGUGGUGGCGUGCAUCGGCCGGCUGGGCAUCACCAUGGCCUUUGAGAUGGUGGUGUUCGUUAACACGGAGCUCUACCCGACUUUUGUCAGGAACUUUGGAGUGUCGGUGUGUUCGACUCUGUGUGACGUCGGAGGCAUCGUGGCUCCGUUCCUCCUCUACAGACUCGCCGUCAUCUGGAUGGAGCUGCCACUCAUCAUCUUUGGCUCUCUGGCUUUCGUGGCCGGUGGUUUGGUGCUGCUGCUCCCUGAGACCAGAGGCGUCCCGCUGCCCGACACCAUCGACGACAUCGAGUUCCCAGAACAAGUGAAGGAGAAAGUUGCUCUGAAGAACCAGCAGAUGAUCAACCUGCUGCCCAACGGCGACGUGUCCAUCAACAAAGAAACAGCAACUGUUUAAUCUCCUUCUGUCACCAAAGUAUUUAUUUAUGUUGUUUAACAGUGUUGCUUGUGGAUGUAUCAGGUACCGUCUUAGAUUUUUGUUUUUGAAUGAAGUUUUUUGACCUACAAAGACUUUAGUGUUCAGACAAAACUGCUGUAAAGUUUCUUUGUUAAGCUUGUUGAUGAGUGUUUGAUGAUUUAUUGAUUGAUGUGUGUAAAGAGAGCAAUGCAUGAAGUGUAAAAAAAAGACAUUUAUUAAACAU